Messenger RNA from Prunus avium (sweet cherry), 1059 nucleotides. Lineage: Eukaryota; Viridiplantae; Streptophyta; Magnoliopsida; Rosales; Rosaceae. The record is from RefSeq and is a predicted model, not a curated record.
CAUAAAAUUGGAGUUCUAAUCAACACCAGAUCAGAACUCAUUUCACGACCUCCAGUCUCUCAUCUUCAUCUUCAACCCCAAUUUUCAAUUUUUGUUCAUCCAGCUCAGUUUUUGUUCAACCUCAUCAUUCUAAGCUUCGUCGGAGGGCUCGCUUGGACCACCGACAAUGAUGCGCUGGAGAGGGCCUUUUCUCCGUUUGGUGAGAUCAUCGAAUUGAAGGGCCGUUUGACGCAGAUCAUCAACGACCGUGAGACCGGGAGAUCCAGGGCCUUCAGCUUCGGCUUCGUCACCUUCAGCAACGAGAAGGCCAUGAGGGACGCGAUCGAAGGCAUGAACGACCAGAACCUCGACGGUCGUAACAUCACCAUCAACGAGGCCCAGUCUUGUGGAAGCAGCGGUGGUGGUAACGGAGGUUACAGCUUGUGUUUUUUCUUUUUCUCUAUCUCUGGUUUAAAUGUGGAAAAUGGAUAUAUAAAAAAAUAAUUUGUAGGUGUUUUCUGAAUUUUAGUUUGCUAUCUGGUGUUGGUUGAUUUUGAAUUGGUCAUAUGUGUUGGUAGAAAAUUCAUGCAUUGUUGUCUCUCAUCUGUAGUUGUUGUUCAGUUUAAUCCUUGAAGGAGCUUGUACCCAAGUGUGUGAGGCUAGCUCACUUGUUUCAUGUUUGAUGUAGUAGCACUAGUCAUUUUGAUUUGGCUGUAAGAUUUAGCUAUAAGGAAUUGUUUUUUGCGUUUUGAAACCAAAACAAUUUCUCAUUUGAAGCAAUAAGCUAGAAUCUGUUAUACACAUGAACUUAUUUGAUGACUGCAAAGACCUAUAUUAAUUUCUUGGAUGAUCAAAUUGACUAUUUUCGGUAUGAUAUCCUGGAAGUUUGAAUUUUACAUAUAUAUAUAUAUAUAUUCCACUAGAGGGCUUUCAUAUUGUCUGACUUGUUCUCUCAAUGUACUUACAAACACAAUAUUACCUUUCCGUUUGUGGUGCCUUGUAUGUGAUGGCUUGAACCUUACUAUUCCUAAUUUUCUAACUGGUUGAGGAUAUGUUUGCUCUGCUUGAUUAUCUCCAUAU